GCGCAUUGUGGCUGCGGGUGAACUAUCUCGCCGUGUAAACACUCUGUGGUGGAGCUGUGAACGCGGUGACUCAUGGGUUCAACAUCACGUCGUUGUCCUCCUGUUUACAGCUAAUUACACGCAGAGAUCUGAGGUGAAACCAGCUCCGCGGUCCUGUGGGAGUGUGUGACCAUGAACGUGUCACGGCACCGAGUCGUACGUCCUGUUUCCAUCCGCUGUUCUUUACGCAGCGCUCCUCUUCGCUGAUUUCCGCACGUUAGCAUCACUUGUAGCCACCCGUCCAGCAGGAUGUGCAGAGAGGGCGACGAGGCGCAGGAUGACUGCGGCUCCCGGGAGGAGUGGACGCUGCUGUUCUGGACCUCUCUGGCCGUCAUCGUCCCGGUCAUCAUCACGCUGUGGUGCAGCGCGCAGCGCUCCAAGCGGAAAACGCACAUGAAGGACUUCUUUCGUAAGAGCAAGCACGGCUGGCACUACACUGACCUGUUCAACAAACCCACCUACUGCUGCGUCUGUUCCCAGCACAUCCUGCAAGGCGCUUUCUGCGACUGCUGCGGUGUGUGCGCCGACGAGCUGUGCCUGCGCCGGGCCGACCGGAGCCUGUCCUGCAAGGAGAUCGUGGCUCCAUCCGGCCGUGAUGGGGCCAUGGAGCACCGCUGGGUCCGCGGAAAUGUGCCUCUGGCCAGUUACUGUGCCGUAUGUAAGCAGCAGUGUGGGACUCAGCCGAAGCUCUGCGACUUCAGAUGUGUGUGGUGUCAGACCACAGUGCAUGACGACUGCAUGGACAGCCUGGCCGAUGCAGACGUUUGUGACCUUGGUGAGUUUCACAGCCUCAUCAUCCCUCCUCACUACCUCUACCGGGUCAACAAGCUCCGCCGGCGUCACCCCGACGAAUACAGCAAGCUGGGGUCUUCCUGCGGCAGUGGAUGGACUCCAGUUCUGGUCUUGGCUAACACGCGUAGCGGUAACAACAUGGGGGAGGCUCUGCUGGGAGAAUUCCGUACCCUCCUCAACCCUGUGCAGGUGUUUGACCUAUCUGAGCUGACUCCCUCCAAAGCCCUCCAGCUGUGCACCUUGCUGCCCCCUGGCAGUGUUCGGGUGCUGGUGUGUGGAGGUGACGGCACGGUGGGCUGGGUGCUGGAUGCCAUCGACACUAUGAAGCUAAAGGGCCAAGACCAGUUCAUCCCGAGGGUGACCAUCCUGCCUCUGGGGACAGGGAAUGACCUCUCUAAUACUUUAGGUUGGGGAGCCGGGUAUGCUGGUGAGAUCCCCGUGGAGCAGGUCCUCCGGAACGUCCUCGAUGCUGAAGUGGUUAAAAUGGACAGGUGGAAAGUGCAGGUAGCUUCAAAAGGCCUCUACUUCCGUAAACCAAAGGUUCUGUCCAUGAACAACUAUUUCUCUGUGGGUCCCGACGCUCUGAUGGCGCUUAACUUCCACACUCACCGUGAGAAAACGCCCUCCUUCUUCUCCAGCCGCAUCAUCAACAAGGCAGUUUAUUUCCUGUAUGGCACCAAAGAUUGUUUAGUGCAGGAAUGUAAAGAUCUGGAUAAGAGGAUUGAGCUAGAGCUGGAUGGAGAGAGGGUGGUGCUGCCCAGUCUGGAGGGCAUCAUUGUCUGUAACAUUGGAUAUUGGGGGGGAGGCUGCAGACUCUGGGAGGGGAUGGGAGACGAACCAUGUCCCCCGACACGGCUGGACGAUGGGCUGCUGGAGGUGGUGGGAGUGUUUGGUUCCUUCCACUGUGCUCAGAUCCAGGUGAAGCUGGCCAACCCGGUCCGGCUCGGUCAGGCCCACACUGUCAGGCUGGUUCUGAAGAGUUCCAAGAUGCCCAUGCAGGUGGACGGGGAGCCAUGGGCCCAGGGUCCCUGCACCAUCACCAUCACCCACAAGACCCAGGCCCUCAUGCUGUACCACAGCGCCGAGCAGACGGAUGACGAUGAUGAUGAAUCCAGCGCCUCUGAGACAGAGAGCCCGACCCCUCAUGACUCCCCCAGACCCCCGGGGCCGGCCUCGGCUCGCGCAUGACCCACCCUGAACAUCAUGUGAUAUGAAGCCUUUCUUAUCCUUUUGCUUCUUUCAGCCCCAUUCUCCUUAAUUCCUUGUGUGCAUUAGUCGUCCUCCUCCCAGGUCUUUGUCCACACAGUCACACUGAUGUGCACAGAUGAGUUAGAAAGAUUAGUUUGGAACUGAGCUGCUGUGUGUUGUUUUUGAUCUUUUAUCUUGUAACCCAGAGCUCAGGCAGUUUCCCCUCUGCAGGUGGGGCAGUCAGGAGGUGAACGUUAUGGUGAAUGAUUGCUGUUUAUUUGCACUGAGCCCAUGUGCCAUAGAUAGUCUGUAGUGUAUUUAUUCUACUGUAUUUACAACUGAACGCUCAGUGCAGCCCUGCAGGUAUCAGUGAGCCAUUUUAAUAGGUUGCCCAGGUUCAGUUGAUCCAGUAAAGCCAUGUUUAAAAUCAGCAGCAGGUUGAAGAAGUUGAAAGACAGAAAUGUACUGUCACAUGGUGGUUGUGGAGCUCUGAUGAAUGGUUUAUUUCUUCAAAACUUAUCCACACAAAGCACAAACAAUCAGACACAUUUUCUGAGAAGCGCUAAGAUGUUAAAAAGAGUCCUCUUUUAGGCUCCUCAUCACAUCGUUGAUAGUUUUUAUUCUCCUGCUUUUGUGGCUAAACUUUGUUGUGUGUGUGUAGGCUGAGGUCUGAUAUGUGUUGUCAAUCACUGGACAUCGAUUUGUUUACUUCAUGAAGUCUCAAGUAGCUUGUCCACAAUCUUAAAACUGUAUGUGAUGCUCCUGCAGGAAACAGCCUGACUUGUUAGGAAAGUGCUGCCAAGUAGCUGUCGUUCAGAGGAUUCAUUUUGCUAACAUGUAAAGCCUUUUGUUUUUCCUCGUCUUUACACAGUUCGUCCCGUUUACAUAUUUUGUGUUGCACUGUUUUGGCACUUACACUGAUGAAAACCUUACACUGCCUAGGCCAUAGCUUAUAUACAGACAUGAGCAAAUGUUUACACACACUUGUAAAGACCACGCAUAUCAUGGCAGUCUUGAGCUUCCACUGACUCCUAUAACUCUGAAUUUUCUUUAAUGGAAUCAUUGAAAAAAAAAUUGUUAUAGGAAUAAUUGGAAACUCAGGACUGUCAUGAUAUACAUGGUCUUUGCAAGUGUAUGGAAACUUUUGUUUACAAGUGUACAUGGAACUGUGACAUUGACUUUUGAUGUUACUGCCCAUAGUUAGAACUGCUGAUGAGAUUAUGCUAUCCCAUGUUGUUCUUUCACAUUGUUCAAGCAGUCCUCUUGCCUCCUUGUUUGUGUUUUACCCAGUAGUCACCACAAGGUGGCGACGUAAAACCAGUAUUUUUGUAGACAGGAAAAGUAGAGUUGGUCUCAAAUCUCUAUAUUUCUGUAAUUAUGCCAUCACUUGCAUGUCUGUGUGGUGUUCAGGGGGCUUUGGUCUACCUGUGGAGUUUCACUGACUGCCUCUUUGCUGCAUAAUGUCUGCAAGAGGACAUUUGUGUUUCUGUGUGUCAGAUAGCCAGGAAAAAGAAUUUUGCCAUUUUGAGGUGGUCCUGUGUAUUGCAGAAUGUUUGUUUGUUGCUCAGAGCCAUACCCUAAAAGUCUUUAGAAUGUUAGUUUGUGCUUUGGAGCUGAUUUGCUGCUCAUAAGGCUGAACAGGGAUCAGUUUUUAGCCGCAUGAUGCCUACGCUUUUGAAAUAUGCACCUCCUCGGCAGGUAACCAAACCUUGUGGUUUCAUCACACUCUUUUUGUUUGGUGAAUGUCUUGUUGCUCAAGGACACCUGUUGGAUCAUGUACCCAACAUCCGUGUUUACCAGAGUUGUUUGUGAUGUGUUGCACUGAAUUUGUUUAAAUGUAAGUAGAGCUUAACUGAUAUUGGAUUUUCAGAUACUGAUAUUGGUAAUAUAUAUGUUAUAUUUAGAACCUGGCCGAUAUUAUUGAAUUACAUUGGCCUGUCACAGAUAUAUUGAUAUCACUGUAUAUGUUGUCGAGAAAUGCCUUCUUCUACAGAACAUAAUACAGUCGACUCCAUUGUUUGCAAUAGUCUUGUCAGCACUGUGUGCAGCACAUGUAGCAGAACACAUAUUACAGCUGAGCAGGUGGUGAUGCGGAGUCAAGUGUCUUUUUGGCAAGUUGCUGACUCCUUUGUGAAAUACAUCACUGGAAAUGUAAUAAACAAUGACCCCAUUAUUUUCCUUUUUCAGUAUGAAUCUAACAUAAAUAUAAACAAUAUCUGCAGUAUAUCGUUAUCAGAAUAUGAUAUUGGACCCAAAAAUCCAGUACCGUUUAGGUUCUAGUUAUAUUGUUCUAGUUAUAUUGUUCCAGUUAUAUUUAAAAGGGAAAAUGAUGAGGUCAUUGUUUAUUAACUUUUCAGAAAUGUAUUUGACAAACUAGUUAGCAACUUACUAUGAAGACAUACACUACCAGUCAAAAGUUUGGACGCACCUUCUCAUUUAAUGGUUUUUCUUUAUUUUCAUGACUUUUCACAUUGUAGAUUUUUACUGAAGGCAUCAAAGCUAUGAUUAAACACGUGGAAUUAUGUAGUAAACAAAAGAGUGUAAAAUAAGUCAAAACAUGUUUUAUAUUUUAGAUUCUUCAAAAUAGCCACCCUUUGCUUUGAUUAUCGCUUUGCACACUCUUGACAUUCUCUCCAUGAGCUUCAUGAGGUAGAACCUGAAAUGGUUUUCACUUCACAGCUGUGCCUUGUCAAGGUUAAUUUGCACCACUAUCUGCUCAGCUUUAAAACGUACUCUGCUACAUGUGCUGCAGACAGUGCUGACAGUGUUGUAAUCAGUGGAGUGUGAACCAUUCUCCAGGAACUUUUUCUGUAUUAUGUUCUCUAAAAGAAAGUUUUCAUAUUGAACAACACAUACGUCAAUACCUACAUAUCUGUGACAGGCCGAUAUCAUCCAGCUGGUAUAUCGAUGGGGCUCUCCUUUUAGCCACGCUAGCAGUGUGGUUUUAGUUCACAUGUCAAAUAUCAGAACUGUCUCCACAGAUUGAAUCUUUGCAACCAUCAAACUUAAAGCCCCUCUCCGGUCAUUAAUUAAAUCCCCAAUAAACUUAACUCCGUGUAACAAAGUUACACAUUUAGAGAGAUUUUUUCCCUCGAAAAUGACCCCGUCCUGCUUUAAAAUGGCCUAGAUGUGACAUUUUUAUUCACAUUUCCAAGCAUGAUGGAAUGGAAACUGCAGAAUUUGAUAAAGCAUCCUAAAGUUUUCAGAAAAGUUUUCACACUUGCGUCAGUUGGUUUUUGACUUUGUCAAAAAAGCGCCAGUCCGCUUCAUGUGAGAUGGAAACACCUUUUCUGAUGAAGUUCAUAAGGUGUGAACACUUAAUUCACAUGACUGAUUAGCUGUUUCCGCUGUUUCUUCAUUUCCAGUAGCAUGAAACAUCAUGAGCAGUACCAGCUGACAUAAAAGAAUAUUUACAAUUUGCAUGACUGAAAACAAUACCUGAAGACUUCUCUGCAAUUUUGUCUCAUAGAUGGACAGAGUCAUGUUUGUUUCUUCUUCAAGGUCUUUUGGGAAACAAGUGGUGUAAUUUCUGCCCUCUUCUUGUCUGUGUAUUACAGCUAUACAAAACAUCGUCAAUACCGCCAACUUGGCACAACUCUACACAACUGAGUUUAUUCACUCCAAACCAGUUUAUGGAAAAAUGCCUAAUCCACGCUCUUUGUAAUUUUUUUGGGGAACAAACGCAGAGGAAGAAUAAUGAUGCAGAAAAUCCCAUCUUGUUGACAGGAUUGAUUCUUUUAAGUUUGUUACGUAUGAAAACCUGAAAGUCUGAAUAACACCAUUUUGACAUGCUAAAAAGCUAAAAAAACAAAAAAACAAAAAACUGUAUUUUGAUUGGAGGGAAUCUCUAAAUUUAAAAGGUGACACGGCCAAACUCCUACCACAAUUUGUCUCAGCUGCAACUGCAGUCGAGACUAACACUAUGCUAACAUGCUAAAUAUUAGCAUGUUAGCAUCAUGCUGAUCCAGGAAAACACUCCCUUAAUAAGCACAGACAUAAUCAUGUCGCUGGUUAUGUGGACAUAUAUGGACAUUUUUAGGAAAUAAUAUACCAAAUAUGUGGGAUGUAAAUUUAUUCAUGUAUCAAAAUGGUGUUUUCUUUGUUGCACCAGUGUUGAGAAUUUAACACCACGGUGCUUUCUCUAGUUUUUAACCAUCUUAUAUAACAACCACCUCACUGUGAUGCUAGCGUGGUUAAUAAUGACAUUUCCUCGUUUUAUUGUGAAGGGUCGAGGGACGGUUGUGACAUUGGUUGUGUUUAAUGCUCUCAGUUCAUAGCUGACGGUUUACAAUUUGUGAGAACUUAACAUACAUUUAUUCCUGUUUAUAUUCAAACAGCCAAACUGAGUGAAACUGUGUCAUACUGUGUAGCUAUCUAUAGCUAACGUUAAAUUAUUAGCACUGGGCUUCUGCAUUCGAAAGUCAGUUAACUGUCACAAUUUAUCACGUUAAAUGUACCAAAAUGCUUUCAUUAUUAAUGUGCAUUGGAAUAUGCUUAUUUCUUUGCUGUCGAGUAUGUGUAAGAAUAACAAAAAGCUGUAAGCUGAUAAGAAUCUGCAGAAAACAUACAUAAUCUGCUUAAUUUUGAUGACAACGCGAUCCUAUUUAGAAGCUUUAUGUGGAGCAGGAAUGAACAUAGAAAGAGAGAAAAUAAGCUUUUAUUGCUAACAAUCAUUCAAAACAGAGCUGUUUACAAAGUAAAAGAGGGUUUGGUGAAUUACUUGUACUACAGGUGACAAAAAUCGAUUUUGAUUGACAUGAAUGUAACGAAGCAAACUUUUGAAUUUGAAGACAUUCCCAUAAAUAUUUUCAUAUAUAA
Messenger RNA from Amphiprion ocellaris (clown anemonefish), 6837 nucleotides. It is a transcript of the gene dgke, whose product is annotated as diacylglycerol kinase, epsilon. The record is from RefSeq and is a predicted model, not a curated record. NCBI's taxonomy places the organism in Eukaryota, Metazoa, Chordata, Actinopteri, Pomacentridae. Gene Ontology annotation, molecular function: ATP-dependent diacylglycerol kinase activity. The coding region runs from base 289 to 2019 and encodes 576 amino acids. The transcript is spliced from 11 exons.